AAUCCGCAAAACCCUAGCAACUUCACUCACACACAGUUCUCUCCAUCUUACAGCUCUUCGUAUUUUGCUCGCUCACAGUACGAAGAACAGCGGAUAACAACAAUGGCGUCCAGCGAUCAAACAGUGUUGCAAUUUUUGCCAUCAUCAGCAAGCUUAUCGGCUAAAGUUCAUCCUUUGGUCAUUUUCAACAUCUGUGAUUGCUUUGUGAGGCGCCCUGACCAAGCCGAGCGUAUCAUAGGCACUCUUCUCGGUUCUGUAUUACCUGAUGGUACUGUUGACGUUAGGAAUUGUUAUGCCGUUCCGCACAGCGAGUCUCAAGAUCAGGUUGCACUGGAUAUUGAUUACCAUCAUAACAUGUUAUCGUCUCAUCAGAAGGUGAAUCCAAAGGAAGUGAUUGUUGGAUGGUUUUCUACUGGUUUUGGAGUCUCUGGUGGUAGCGCUUUGAUCCAAGAGUUUUAUUCUAGAGAAACUUCAAAUCCUAUACAUUUGACUGUUGAUACUGGAUUUCAAAAUGGGGAAGCUUCAAUAAAAGGCUUUGUCUCUGUGCAUUUGUCUCUUGGAGAUCAGCCACUUGCUGCUCAAUUCCAGGAAAUUCCAUUGGAUCUAUGCAUGGUUGAAGCUGAAAGGGUUGGAUUUGAUAUGCUCAAGACAACAACUGUGGACAAACUUCCCAAUGAUCUUGAAGGAAUGGAAGCAUCAAUGGAGCGAUUACUUGCUCUUAUUGAUGAUGUCCACAAAUAUGUUGAUGAUGUCGUGGAAGGACGUGUACCCCAGGAUAACAAAACAGGAAGAUUCAUUGCUGAUACCAUGGCUACAAUUCCUAAACUCUCACCCCAAGCCUUUGAUAAGCUUGUGAAUGAUGGUCUUCAGGAUCAAUUGCUUUUGCUGUAUUUGGCAAGCCUCACGAGGACUCAACUCAGCUUUGCAGAGAAGUUGAAUACUGCUGCUCAGAUUCUGUGAUUGAUGAUGAUUUCAUUCUCGUAAUGCAAGGCCAGAUUUUUGACCGGGUGACUGAAUGGUCUGACUUUUCUCUUCGCGAUCAAUCGUCUUGAUAGACGAGUCUCAUGGGUUUCAAGUAUUGGCUCAGAGUACUCAAUAGGUUAGAGGUCAGAGGUGUAAGGAUACAUAAUUUUCCAUCUUUUUGUAAUCGUCUUUCAUGGCAUUAACAGUUGUUAAUUGAAAAUGUCCAGGACCUUUGACAGCUCCAGUUCGAUUUUUUUUUUCCCAAACAGAAAAUAGUAAA
Molecule: messenger RNA, 1243 nt
Organism: Solanum stenotomum
Lineage: Eukaryota; Viridiplantae; Streptophyta; Magnoliopsida; Solanales; Solanaceae
Product: eukaryotic translation initiation factor 3 subunit F
Exons: 6
Coding region: 103-960 (285 amino acids)
Biological process (GO): translational initiation
Cellular component (GO): eukaryotic translation initiation factor 3 complex, eIF3m
Molecular function (GO): translation initiation factor activity; translation initiation factor binding; metallopeptidase activity
Source: RefSeq, a predicted model, not a curated record